UCCAGAGGGGAGACUAUGGCAACUCACAAAACUUAAUUUCUCCAUAGAUCAAGCCAGACGGCUAAGUACAACAGAGUAGGUAAGACCAUUUAGAGUGUGUAAAAAGCAAAUGUGACAAGAAAGUGUUUGUUUGGAUUUGUUGAGGUGACGAUCUGUUGAGGGGAACUGUCUACUUCUGUGGUAAAUGACUUGGUAUAAAAAUGCCCAGGACUCAAUUUGGCACGGAGAACGCCCUGCUGUGGCUGGUCUGCUGCUCUAUCCUGACAAGAAGGAGAAGAUGGAGACCACAAGCGAGAGUGCUUUCUGUCCGAGACCUGUCGCAGAGAGGCAGCAGAGGACAGAGAAGAAGAACAUGCUUCAGUCCAGCAUCCAGCUUGAAGGUGAGCACAGCUUCACGACAACUCACCGUGAGGAUUUCCGGGUCGAGGACUUCCAGCCGUAUUCACCUCUAGCGUUACGGCAGAAAACGCCAAGAUGGGAGAGGAGAGGCAUGACAAAGGAAAUGGAGCAUGUCACCUUUUAUCAGCAGGACUUUCCACCCCCUCUGCACACACUUCGAAAGGCAACCCCUGCGGUUCCCCACCCUGAUAACCUUGGCAUAAACCCCUCUCUCAGGGGUGAGUUCCUAACGAUCCAAAAGGAGACUUACCCUGGUUGGGCCGUAACGGAGGCCAGCAGACCAAACCAGAGGCACAUACUCAGUCCUGGCACUCCACCUCCUGGUGGACAUGAGGUCAAGACACCCGCUCGGACAGAAGAGAAUAUUCCACACACAGGAUCGAAGGCUCCACAGAGCAAAACUGUCAGUGUGCAAACAUGAAAAAAAGGGUUAUUUGCAUAGGUGACUUCUAACAAAAUUGACAUUAGCAAUGUAUAAAUUGAAAAGCACAUUAGAAUAAAUUAUUAUAAAACUACA
This is a messenger RNA of Alosa alosa (allis shad), 916 nucleotides long. RefSeq lists its product as uncharacterized. The transcript is spliced from 6 exons. The coding region runs from base 185 to 820 and encodes 211 amino acids. Lineage: Eukaryota; Metazoa; Chordata; Actinopteri; Clupeiformes; Clupeidae. The record is from RefSeq and is a predicted model, not a curated record.